Symbiodinium natans is the source of this 1722-nucleotide messenger RNA. The record is from the annotation of a GenBank genome assembly. NCBI's taxonomy places the organism in Eukaryota, Dinophyceae, Suessiales, Symbiodiniaceae.
AUGGAGAUGGUCAAGCUCGAGCCGCAUGAGGAGCUGAAGGCCCGAGGUAUCGUCGAGAUUUUCGAUGACCGUCUGGGUAACGCCGGCUUUGUCUCACAUCAGUGGGUUGCCCAGGAUCACCCUGAUCCAGACUUCAAGCAAAUGCAAGUUUUGAAGGAUGCCAUGAAGCAUGUCCUGACCAGCCAGGGUGUGGUUCCCCUGGACUUUGUGACCGAAACCUGCAUCCCCACGGCCAAAUCCAUCCCUUUCCAAGAGUUCCAGUCGAAGCCUCUGUUCUUAUGGUACGACUACUUCUCUGUCCCACAGCUGGAGAAGCUGGAAGGCUACAUCUCCGCGGGCGAGGGAGGCAACAAUCAGGUGAAGGCCAUCAAUAGCAUCCCAGCCUAUAUCGCCAAGUGCCGCUACUUCUUUGCCCUGUGCCCUACGCUGGACUGCCAUGCUGAAGGAAGGGUGCUGAAUGGGACGACUUGGUCACGUAGAGGGUGGUGUAGGCUUGAGCGAGCAUCGCGCGAGCUCUCUCAACAUGACACGUGGGUUCUCAUACAGGGAUCUACGACCCUUCGGGUGGUAGGCACGGCGCUGUCGUUUGUGACCGGCCCUGUGGGCGAGGGUGAGUUCAGCGUGGAGGGCGACCGUGCCAAGCUCGCCGCGGUGAUGAUGACGAUCGUGAAGCGGAAGCUGCUGCUGUCGCUCCAGGCUGGCGACCUGUCGAGCUACCGCCGCCACCUCAACCUCCAGUCCGUGCACUUACGCGGCUUCAACAUGGAAGGGGUGGUCGACAUUGUCCCCGACAAGCCCGGCAGUGGAGCAGACGAUGUGGUGGCACACUUCCUCCACCGGAUGGGCCUCAGAAGUGUGGACCACAAGGACGCGGCAGGUUGGCGGCCGCUGCACUACGCUGCCUUGUCAGGCAACUUGCAGCUGAUCGAGGCCUUGCUGAAACAGCGCGCUGACCCCAACAGACGCACCUCCAAGGACGAGCCGAAGUUGGGAUUUCCGCCGUGGGUGUCGCCCCUCGACCUGGCCGUCUUCUAUCGGCACAACGACGCGGCACGGCUGCUGAUCGCAUCGAAGGCCUCUGUCAGAGGGGGAAUCCUGACCGCGAUGCAGCACGCGUGCAUGUCUGACAAUGCAGAGGGCAUCCGCUUCCUCAGCAAGAACGACCGCAAAUCGCUGGGAAGAAACCUCUUUGGUGCCACAGCCCUCGAGGUUGCAGGUUCCUACGGUGCCUGGGAAGCGAUGGAGGAGCUUCUGCGGCAGGUGCGCUUCGGCCGGCUGGAGAUCUCCGGCGCCCUCCACGCCGCCAUGAUCCUACACGGUGGCUCCGCGAGGAUGGUCGAGCGCCUGGUCAGUCUGCGGGCCGACGUCAACUUCCAGUACCAUCCGCACCGGAACCUGUCACGUCUCGGCCGGGUGAUCUUCGGAGGGAAGUCGCUGCAGCACCGGUUCGGGCGAGCCACGGUGUUGUCGGAAGUUGCGUAUCACAGUUACGGCUGCACGCCGCUGAUGGCGACCUUGCAGACAGCGCAAUACGAGGGCGCUGCUGCUUUGAUCGCUGCAGGAGCUCGGCUGGACAUCAGAAACUGCCGCGGCUUCACGGCGGCCGACUUUGCCAGAGGCCAGCCCAUCCCCGAGUUCCUGCAGGCAGGGCUGGCAGGAGACCCCGAAGAGUGCGAGAGAGUGACAUCUCUGGCACUUUCCGAGGACUACUUUGAGAUCUAG